Molecule: messenger RNA, 1598 nt
Organism: Cydia amplana
Lineage: Eukaryota; Metazoa; Arthropoda; Insecta; Lepidoptera; Tortricidae
Gene: Kal1
Product: anosmin-1
Exons: 10
Coding region: 171-1577 (468 amino acids)
Biological process (GO): neuron differentiation
Cellular component (GO): extracellular region; cell surface
Molecular function (GO): protein binding; peptidase inhibitor activity
Source: RefSeq, a predicted model, not a curated record
UCGUGGGCGCAGCGGACUACUCGUCAACUGUCAAAAGUUCAGUGACAUUUAUUUAUGUAUAUACUUUAUCGUGCUCUCACGACAGGUGUGCUUAGAACAAACAAACAAACAAGUGUUCAUUUUUGGAUUUUUGAUUAAGCAAUGAUAUACUGAGAGUUUGAUUAAAAAAAAUGAGAACUGGAUUCACGAUGCAAAGAACGAUAUUUGGACUAUUGGUUAUAGUGUUUCUGGCAUCUGACGUACUAUCAAAAUCAAGGAGAUUCUCAAAAAUACAAACGGAUGCGCUGUCCAAGACGAGGUGUGAUUUGAUGUGCAUUGACGUCAGCAAGGAAAAUAGAACACAAUGCCGCUCACAAUGCCGGAUGCAAGAGCAAAAGCCGGGGACGUGCCCCGGUUACGACAUCCCGCAGUGGCAAGCCGCUUGUGUAGAGGCCUGCAACUUGGACUACCAGUGCGACGGCACCCAGCGCUGCUGCCACCACGGAUGUGGCUCUACCUGCAGCGAACCCGUAGACCUACUGACCUUGCCAGGACUCCCAGCAUUACCAGUCAUAGAAGAAGUCAAGGAGAAGCGGAAAUCAAUCCUCAUCAGAUGGUCUGAUGGAGUCGGAGAUCUGGCCCGCGCAGUACCCGGCAGGAUUAUGUACCUGCUUGAGGAACAACAUCAUCUCGGACCGAAGUACGAGGAGGCGAGGCUUGCAGAAUGGAAUCUACUAUUAAGAACCAAUAAAACGAAAAUUUCUCUCCGCAACUUGCUGAAACCAGGCCGCUGGUACCGCUUCAGGGUAGCCGCUGUCAGCUCGACCGGCAGCAGAGGUUUCUCAUCUCCUAGCGCACCCUUCACCCCCAGGAAGGGGCCCAGAGCGCCUCCACCGCCCAAACGGUUGAGGAUACACCCGGUGCGAACUGAAAACGGUACAGUAACGGUUCGUCUAGAAUGGAAGGAACCCAACUCGGACUUGCCGGUAAAUAGAUACAAAGUGUUCUGGAGCCGUCGCGUUCGGGGCGUGACGGGUGAUCUAGAUUCAGUUCUAGUAAACCAUCAGACAGUUCCUAAGGACAAAACAUACGCUGAAAUAAAAGAGCUAAAACCUAACUCAAUGUAUUUCUUCCAAAUACAAACGAUCAGUCAAUUUGGCACCGGCAAGCUUCGAAGUGAUAAAGCGGCUGUAUUUUACAACACCACAAGCACCCACGAUUUUGCGCCACAGUCACUUAAUAAACAGGAUAAAAGGGUUGUCAAAGGCCUUAAGUUGCACAAGGUUAUUUGGCAAAAUGGAAAAUUGAAGGCUAGAAUAUCCUGGAACCCAAUAUCUACUAGCGGCAUUAGAAGAUAUGUUGUACAGUGGCGAACGGAAAAAUGUGAAAAUCCACAACACGAACAUAAAAUUCUUUCGGCAACCACUGAGCAAACCACUUUCGAAAUCUACGAAUUGGAUUAUGAUUGCACUUACAAAGUGAAUGUAAACAAAUCACGGAAAAGUCUAUCUCCUGACUCGGAAAUCAUCGUUAAUGUUCCUGGGUGUGACUAUUUUCAACGACGGAUGAAUGGCACAACAAUAAACUGUGAAACUUGAAUUAUUCCAUAUGGUUAAUUU